AUGCCAGGUAUGAUGAAUAUGAUGCCAAAUAUGGAUAUGAGUAUGAUGAACAUGAUGCCAAGCAUGGGCAUGAUGAAUAUGAUGCCUAAUAUGGGUAUGAUGAAUAUGAUGAACAUGAUGCCAAAUAUGGGUAUGAUGAAUGAAAUGAUGCUUUCUCCUAUGAUGUAAAUGAUGACUACUUAAAUGAUGAACAUGGGUAUGAGAAAGGAAGAAGUUAAUAGAAGAAUGAUGGAUAUGUGGACUAUGAUGGAGUCUUAAUACAGCCAAGCUAUGAAAAAUUGCUAAGUAAUGAUGGAAUAAAUGAGAAUGAAUAUGAUGAUGUGCUAAAAUAUGAGAACAGAAUGUUCCAAAAAAAUGGAAUGUACAAGUGAUGAUAUGAAAAAGAGCUCAACAGAACCUAGAUGUGAUUCAGUAUUCAGAAAAACAUACAUGAGAACUCCUGAUAUGGAAAUGGAAGAAUGUUGGGAUAGCAUGGAUCCUAAAAAAUGUUACACUGUCUUCAAAAAAGCAGGAGAGACACCUUGCAUGAUGCCUGGAAUGUUAACAGGUAAUCCAAUGACCACUAUGAUGGGUACCAUGGGUACUGAUUGUUGCGACAAGUGGGAACCUAUGGGUGAAGGUAUGGAUGAAAAAUUUGACAGACUUUGUAUGAUGACUGGCAAAAGAACCAAAGAUAUGAGAGAUUUUGUAAUGUAACACAAGGAAAUGAGUGUUGGUUAGUUAUUUGACAAAAUGUGUGAAAUGAAAAUGUGCAAUUGA
This is a messenger RNA of Tetrahymena thermophila SB210, 759 nucleotides long. RefSeq lists its product as hypothetical. NCBI's taxonomy places the organism in Eukaryota, Ciliophora, Oligohymenophorea, Hymenostomatida, Tetrahymenidae. The record is from RefSeq and is a predicted model, not a curated record. The transcript has a single exon.